Molecule: messenger RNA, 1454 nt
Organism: Acanthoscelides obtectus
Lineage: Eukaryota; Metazoa; Arthropoda; Insecta; Coleoptera; Chrysomelidae
Source: the annotation of a GenBank genome assembly
AUAUUUGCACAAGCAUGGAGCUUGGCGGGGAAAAGAAAAUCACCGGCUUUUGUGUUCAUGAGGUAUAUAAACUUACAUUUAAAUAAGACGGUGCAUUCGCAAACGGCUACAAUCAUGUUGAAGAAGUUUAUGAUAUUGGCAGUGGCCUUUUUGGCUGUAACAGCGCUUGAAGAAGCAGGAGAAGAGAGGGUAAAACGUGCUGACAAGGGAGGAUAUUUACCAAGGCCUACUGCACGUCCUGUAUAUGUCAAAUCUAAACGCGAUGUGGAGGAAGUCCAAACAGAGGAACUGGAGAGGGUCAAACGUGCUGACAGGGGAGGAUAUCUACCAAGGCCUACUCCGCCACGUCCUGUCCAUAUUAAAGCCAAACGCGAUGUGGAGGAGGUCCAAACAGAGGAACUUGAGAGGGUCAAACGUGCUGACAGGGGAGGAUAUCUACCAAGGCCUACUCCGCCACGCCCUGUACAUUUCAAAGCCAAACGCGAUGUAGAGGAAGUCCAAACAGAAGAACUUGAGAGGGUCAAACGUGCUGACAGGGGAGGAUAUCUACCAAGGCCUACUCCGCCACGUCCUGUACAUUUCAAAGUCAAACGCAAUGUAGAGGAGGUCCAAACAGAAGAACUUGAGAGGGUCAAACGUGCAGACCGGGGAGGAUAUCUACCAAGGCCUACUCCACCACGUCCUGUACAUAUUAAAGCCAAACGCGAUGUGGAGGAGGUCCAAACAGAGGAACUUGAGAGGGUCAAACGUGCUGACAGGGGAGGAUAUCUACCAAGGCCUACACCGCCACGUCCUGUUCAUAUUAAAGCCAAACGCGAUGUGGAGGAGGUCCAAACAGAGGAACUGGAGAGGGUCAAACGUGCUGACAGGGGAGGAUAUCUACCAAGGCCUACUCCGCCACGGCCUGUACAUUUCAAAGCCAAACGCAAUGUAGAGGAAGUCCAAACAGAAGAACUUGAGAGGGUCAAACGUGCGGACAGGGGAGGAUAUCUCCCAAGGCCUACUCCGCCACGCCCUGUGCAUGUCAGAGCCAGACGCGAUGUAGAGGAGGUCCAAACAGAGGAACUUGAGAGGGUGAAACGUGCUGACAAAGGAGGAUACUUACCUAGACCUACCCCUCCCCGUCCAGUGCAUAUGAAAUUCAAACGAGAUUUGGAGGUAGUUCAAACUGAGGAGUUAGAAAGAGUUAAGCGCGCCGAUAAACCUGGAUAUCUGCCAAGGCCUACUCCGCCACGUCCUGUGCACAUCAGAAGGAUUUAGAAGACGCAUGGUAUGGUAAUACGGAUCAUCACCUACCCCUCAAAAAACAACUUGCUAAUGACCGACUACAUCUUUUGUCAAGAACUGUAUGAAGUUCAGAAAGAAAUUCAAUCACACAUGUAUCUUGUUAUUAUUAUAGAUAUUAGCUAGUAAGAAUACGUUACGUUUAUGAAAAUAAAUAUUAAAAAGAUAAA